Molecule: messenger RNA, 780 nt
Organism: Closterium sp. NIES-65
Lineage: Eukaryota; Viridiplantae; Streptophyta; Zygnematophyceae; Desmidiales; Closteriaceae
Source: the annotation of a GenBank genome assembly
AUGGAUCUUCACGCGGGGAUGAAGCGAAAAUUAUCGCAAAUUAGCAAGGUCAAGCCGAAAGCAGACAACGGGCAGAGCGCGGAGCUGGCUAAUAACGCGGACGACCCGAGCCGGAGGUUCUUUCACAGCGACGACUCGCCGCGCGAAGCUGCUGGCGGAAGGCCUGCCGCAGGCUCCGCGGUCGUCCUGAAAUCCGCGCUGAAAGGCGGAAAAGGGGGCGAGAAAGGGGGGAAGGAAGCUGCGGGGAAGGGUAAGGGGAAGGCGGUAGGUUUUGCGGACGCGGAUGAGGGGGAGGAGGGCGGAGAGGCGGAGCUGAGAACGGGCGGAAGAGAGGUGCGCCUGCCAACUGUUGCGGAGGGCGCUGGCUCAGAUUCCGCGGAACCAGGGGGCUGCUGCCUCCCUUCUCUUCACACCAAGAGAGACUUUGCAGGCUGGGAGCUGCUGGAUCGCUUCACACCCGAGCAGAUGAACCGUUACGAGGCGUAUCGACGGUCAGGAUUCAAGCAGGCCAGUAUGCGACGGCUGGUGCACGGGGUGGCGGGAGCCACAGUGAGUCCGCAGCUGGGCAUCGUGAUGUCGGGCGUGGCGAAGCUCAUGGUGGGCGAGCUCGUCGAGACGGGUGAGCUCGUCGAGACGGGUGAGCCGAAGGUGGCAGGGUGGUGGAGGGUGGUGGGAGGGCGAAAGGGGUGUUGCAAGCUUGGGCAUGGGGGGGAAGGCGGCACUAGCAAUGCUGCUGGUGGGGGGUGGGAGGAUGGGGAUGGGGAGGCUGGUGGAGAGUAG